Paramormyrops kingsleyae is the source of this 1281-nucleotide messenger RNA. Lineage: Eukaryota; Metazoa; Chordata; Actinopteri; Osteoglossiformes; Mormyridae. The record is from RefSeq and is a predicted model, not a curated record.
UAAAAGGGAUCGUCGCAAUACACAGCAGCACGAUUCAAGCCGGAAGUCCGCCACUAACCAAGAGGAAAGGGAAAAAGGAGCAGCGAGGCAGACGAAUCGCUGGGGCACCGUGGCAAACGCUAUGCGACUUUUUUUGUUCCUCCCCAUAUUGUCAUUUCUAUAAUGGCGCUGGUUUUCACACUUUUGCGUAUACUGCUGGGACUUUUGUUUGUGCUUGCAGGUGUAGUGAAACUAACCGAUAAGAUAUCGGAGGACAUCUACAUGCACAUGCGCGCCCAGUUUGUGGAGUUCUCGGCCGUAUUCCCCCUGCGGAUAGUGGGCCUCCAUCUCGAGCCUGAGCAGUACCUGAUCGUCACUGGCUGGCUGGAGCUUGUAGCCGGAGCUUUGCUGGCUUUCGGGCCCAGGAUUUUGCAGGAGAUCAGCAAUCUUGUUCUCUCCGUGGUCAUGAUGGGUGAGGAAACAAGACCGCAAGCUGAUUGGCUAUAUUCACCUUGCUGAAGCUGCAGCAGCCUCUCUACAUGUGUUGCCCUGCGGCGGUGUUCCUGGGACUGCUGCUGCUGCUGGCUGUCCGGGGCCGGGGGACCAAAAGCAAGAUACACUGACCCUCCCUUUUGUGUGCCGCUGGAGGAACUGCAGAUGUCACAUUCCAUAAACCACCAGCCGCUGCCAGAGUUAACGAUUGACUGUUAAAUGGAUGCCUUUAAAAGCCCUUUUAGCAAAUAUUUGAUAAAAUAUGCAUUCAUUUCAAUAUAAAACUGCAUAUUGGUGGGAUAAUGACAAACACAUUUGGGGAAUAUCCACAUUUAACUGCUAUUAGUUUGAUGUAUUUAAUACGAAAUGCGUAUUUACACUAUAUGUGAUUUCUAAGCAUAGAAAUUGACACAUGGGCAUACAGAACAUGAUAAAAUUGUGUAAUUUCUAUUAAAACUAUAUUGUAUCAGUUUGUAUCAGGAAACUGGAAGCAUUACCAGGCAGUUAUGAUGAGCCCAAAAAUUACAACUUAAGAAAUCACUAAGAAUAUGCCACAUUCAGCAUUUAAUUUCAUACUUCCUCUAUUUCUGUUCAGUAAUGAACUGGAAUAUUUUGCAGUGUGUUUAAAUGAAAUUCUAUUAUUUCCUAUCAAUUUUAAUCCAUUUGAGAUAUUUGAAACUUUGGCACAUUUUACUUAAUGGGGUUACGUGUAAAAUGCAAUGAUAAAACUGCGCUUCUUGUUGUAUCAGUCCUGUUUUAUUUGUAAUUGUUGUUUUUUCAAAAUAAAUUACUCUGUAAUAGUCAGUGAAA